Messenger RNA from Dicentrarchus labrax (European seabass), 1837 nucleotides. RefSeq lists its product as uncharacterized. The transcript is spliced from 4 exons. Lineage: Eukaryota; Metazoa; Chordata; Actinopteri; Moronidae. The record is from RefSeq and is a predicted model, not a curated record. The coding region runs from base 164 to 1312 and encodes 382 amino acids.
AAAACUCACAGUGAAAUGUUUCUCUUCUGUUGAGCCUGCUCUGUUUGUGGACGUCGUUUGGUUUCUUUGCCUUCGUUUAACAGUAUUCUGGUAACACAUUACGGGUUUUAUACAGGAUAAAACACAACUGUGACUGAGGGAGAAGCUUAAUUUACCUCCAGCAAUGUCAAGUUGCUCAACUAUCCACUUAACUUUACCGCAGUGGGACGGAGGCUCACGGAAAAUUCGCUUUAUUUACUUGGUGAAUGUGACAUCGUUCAGGCUGACAGGGUGUCCCAGCAAGAGUCCGAUGGUUCCUCUCUAUUUAGGAGCUGAUCUUUUCUCCAACACCGACAUCCGCACAGAGAACCAUCCCAGACACCAUGCCAAGUUUGCCAAGAAAGGAUUGGCAACAAAAAUAAAUUUUUCCCCAGCAUUCAGGUUUCAUGGGUUGAAGGUGCCUACUGUCAAUAACAGCCUCUGGUUCUACAGCAUUCAAGGACUCUUUCGAGUCGCCUUUGAAAUGUACAGUAAGCAAGAGCAGCUUGCUGUGCUAGAAAACUUCCAGGAUGUUUGGAAAACGCAGAUAAAUGACAGCCCUCUGAAAAUGGGUUACAGCCUCAGUGUGCAGCUCGACUUUGCUCUAUCCAGCUGCUCGCAUGAGACAGAAUCAAGGAAUGAAAUGUCACAACCUCAGCACUGCCAGGUUGGCAGAGGAUCGGUGGAUUUAUACAGCGGUGACACAUCGGCAGAUCACGAUUAUUGCUGUUUUCCCAAGAAGAACUUGCAAACUGAGCAAAGCCAUCUAGUUGUAUCCAAAGUGAGACAGAAAUUGCACAGCUUGGAUGACAAACUCUCUUCUGAGACUCCAAGCUACACAAAGCUUGAGACGAUCUUGCUGCUUUUGGAGAACAUUGAUCGGUACAUAAAUGGGAAUCUAGAAGAAAAGGAUGUUACAGAAACUGUGUUAACCCUGCUCAAGGCCAAAGACUGGGGCUGUGUGUAUUCAAGUUCCCUGCUUAGCUGUAUAGGACGUUGGCUUGGCCAGCAGUUUCACGCAGCCAACAGCAGCAUCAGCCAGAAAGUGGAGGGCUUUAAAGUUCAUCAUAUUGAGCGAAUUAGUGACUUGCCUCCUGCCGAGGAACUGGCCACAGAGCUAUUCCCAGAAGCCAUGCAAACACUGCUGCUUCAUUGGAUGGGCUUAAGUGAAGAGUCCACCCUGGAGAAGAGACACAGCGAGUACCCAAUCCUGCUCCUUAUCCUCGAGUUUGCCAAUCACAACCUCAUCACUGGUGUGGCUCAUGUGUUGUACUCCAGUCUUAUAUGUAAAUAAUUAUAAGUUUCCAUGUAAGCAUCAACAGAAAUCCCUGGAAUUUAACUGAGUAUUAGAUUAGUGUAUUAGAGUACUGGAUCCUUAGAUAAAUUGCAUCCACUGGAAACAAAAUACCUGGACCAGCAAGAGUAACUUAAUCUCUACGCAAAUUGUUAACAUUUGUAUUUUUGUAUGUUAACUUAUCCUUUCUUACUUUGGACAGUUUGUUUUUGCUACAGAUUACUUCUAUAACUCAGGCUGGAUGACAACUCAAUGUUCAAUAUAUUGCAACAUGAUCAUUACAUGGUUAUUAUUUUAUGUUUAAAAACUAAUACAAAUGAAUGUGAAGACAAAUGCGAGUUAUUUGUUUGAUGCAAUGCUUAACUGUUAAAACAUUUGAUAUCAGUUUGAUCCUUUUGUAUAAUUUUGCCUUCAUUUGUUGCAAUAUAUAUUGAUACUGGAAUCUAGCAACAGCGCAAACUUCAUUUGAACCAAAAUGUACACAUAAUCACAUAAAAUAAACAAAGUGAUGUAUGAAAAACCUUA